This is a messenger RNA of Ixodes scapularis (black-legged tick), 6517 nucleotides long. RefSeq lists its product as uncharacterized. The record is from RefSeq and is a predicted model, not a curated record. The transcript is spliced from 18 exons. Gene Ontology annotation, molecular function: protein binding. Bases 576 to 4502 code for a protein of 1308 amino acids. Lineage: Eukaryota; Metazoa; Arthropoda; Arachnida; Ixodida; Ixodidae.
GAGGCGGCCGUGGACAUCGCCGCCGAAAGCCGGCUUGACUGGCGGCUCCAGGCGUGUUUUGGCUGCUCGCUGCGCGCACUGCUUUUCGGGAUGCUUCUCCCGCUGUAAUGUAAACUACCGUGUUCUGCUUUCUGCUUCGAGCGCGUGUGUGUGUGUGUGCCGUGGUGUGCUGUGUGAGCAUUGUGCGCUAGCCAAGGGGGGGUGUCUCGGAUGUGCAACGAUCUGUUGUUUUCUCGGCGGAAAAAGGAACGAAGAAAGGCUCCGGUGUUCCGUCUGGAGGAGGAGGAGGAAAAGCGCCUCAGCGGCGAAAAAUUCCGGAGGAAGACGUAGCGUCGCUGAGUUUCGUCUGCCCGUCGCCAGAGGUGCUUUGUGCCGCUGUGGCUACCGCCAGAUCGCACCUCAUUCGUAUGGACGCCGCCGCCAUGGUGCCUGCCUGGAACAACCAUCGAGAACCGUGUGAGGUGCUCGGCGUGAUGGAUGCUUCCCCGGCGUGCACGCCAGGCGCGUGAUUGGCGGCAGGGGACUAGAGUGCCUCCGCUCAUAGGGCGAGGGGCGCCAACCAGCACGAGUCCGAGAUGUCCUGGACGCAAUGUCUCACGGCGAGCUUCUUUGUCCUGCUCUGCUUGUGUCCACGAGUAUGGCUGCUAGCCUGCCGUUCUAUCUUCUCUCCCAUCUCUGGAGACAUGCCCAGGGACUUCAGCCUGAAAGUGGGAGACCCCCUGGUGCUGAACUGCACCCUGACCGUGUCCAAGUUCUCGCUGCCCAGCCUCUUCGGCGGCAACACGACGUACGAAGUGAAUGGCAGUCAUCUCGCGCUCAAGUUCAACGACAGCUACGUGCCCCAAGACCGGCUCAUCUACGGGCACUCGUCCAUCCUGUUCCGCAAGGACAGUGCCGAGUACAGCGACACCGGGACCUACUACUGCAACCUGAGGGUCCCCGACCGCACCCUCCACGUCUGCGCAACGUUAGUCACCGUCGGAGAGAAACCGUCGCAAGUGGAGGACUUCAAGUGCAUCAGCUACCUCUAUAGGAACCUGACGUGCUCGUGGAGGAUUCCAGAAGCGAGCGUCAGGUCCAAUUACACUCUGCGAGAGAUGUUUAGACCGAUAGAGUCGCGCGAGGGUUCCUAUCGAGAGUGCCCCACGACCAAGGAGCUCAGAACGCCGUCGUCGUGCACGUGGAACCUGAGCGACAAGCCGCUGUACCGCAAGGAGGCCCCGAGGUUCCACUUCAUCCUGACCGGAUGGAACGCACUGGGCUCUCGCAACUGGUCCUACACCUACGACCACCUGGAGAUCCUGAAAAUUUCUGAGCCCACGGAGUUUAGGCGGAGCGCUGUCACGGAGCGCAGCAUCACUGUCGAUUGGAGCCCUCCGGCGGAGCAGGCCGAAAACCGAAAACUUCAGGUGUCCUACGAGAUCGGCUACCUGUCCCAGUACGAGGAUGAGUGGAAGGAGAUGCACAUUUUGAACAAGACGUCCCUGAUGGUGCAAGGCCUGACCCCAUACACCAACUACACCUUCCGACUGAGGGCCAGGGCAUCCAGGGCAGUCAUGGCGGAGCUCUGGACUGAGAGCGUCUUCCUGGUGCAGGAGACCCUGUCGGAUGUGCCAGAUUCGCCACCUAGGAUAUCCGAGAGUGGCUUCAAGGUGCAGAAUUACCAGAGCAAGCGAAGCAUAACACUCAACUUCGAGACGGUUCCCAGGAAGCACUGGUGCGGGGCCAUGCUAAAGUACCUGGUGGAGUGCUGCGAGGAGAAUCCACUGGAGGACAGGUGCGAGAACAAGACGUCGCAGGUGCCCACCGUCACCUUCGAGAAUCUCCUUCGCAACGCGGCCUACAAGUUCCGGCUCUGGUCCCUCAACGAGAACGGCCUCUCCAGGGUUCAUUCUAGCAUGCGCGUGGACCGGCACGACGACCUGAUGAAUGCUCCGCAAGACAUCAAGGUCAUGGCACUGUCUUCCGGAGAGUACGAGGUGUCCUGGAGGCCUCCAGUGACGGGCCGCGUUCUGUCUGGCUCCUCCCCCGCUUUGAGCUCCGGCUUCGAGGAGGCCGAGGCUCCAUCUCCAGGCUACACAGUGUUCUGGUGCCCGCGCAUGCUGCCCCGUUCGUACAGCUGCAACCAGUCGCUGGAGUGGCGCAGGCUGCCCCCCAACGUGACUGCCACCCUGCUGCAGCUCGAGCCGGACAAGGUGUACCAGUUUGCCGUGGCUGCGCACGGCGUGUCGAAUGCUUCGGAAAUGGCCUGGACGUCCUGCGUGAUCCCAGUUUCCAAAGAGCUGGAGAAGAUCACCCAGGUUUCGCUGGAGAGGGACGGCCCCCAUUCGCUCCUGAUGCGGUGGCAGCUGGAAUGCAGUGCCCUCAAGUCCUUUGUGGACGGCUACCAGAUCGAGGCGUGCGCCGUGGCCGACAAGUACCGCAACAUGGCACUGCACGACGCCGCCGAUCCCAGGGCCCGGGGUUCGAUUUCAGCUGAGCUCAUUGGUUGCCAGUACAGCAGGUAUGACCCUCAGAGCUGCAAAGUCUACAACGUGACCAACGCGGAUGCUGAGGAACGUCUCCUAGAUGGUCUGGACACAAACUCGGUCUACCGGGCCGUGGUCCGCGCCCUCUCCAACGGAAGACUGACGGACGACAGUCCGGUGCAGUGUGCCAGGACGGAGUCUGUUGGUCCCGCCAUCUCAUUGGUCAUUGGAGUGGCAGUGGGAGGGGCUCUAGGACUGACUGUGCUCGUCCUUGUCCUGUAUCUGCUGGCACGAUGGAUGAAGAAAAAGGUCGACAUGAUUAAAGAGAUCAAGAUUCAGCUUCCCGACGGGUUGGACUCUGCAAAUGCUAACCAGAUGCACAGCUACAAGAACAUGAGGAACGGGUCUGUCCACCGGGGCACGGAUGCCAAUCCCAGCCCCCACAUUCCCUAUGGCAGGAUGGGCUGCUUUUCCGCCGCUGACCACGCUCCUAAGAAGCGCCACGACUCUGGCCAUUCUCAGGGCAGCAGCUCUUCUACGGACGAGUUGCUGUACAAGAAGACCCGACGCACCGACACCCCGGGUCGCAACCCCAGCGGGGACAGCAGCGGGGGCAGCACCAACGGCCACGACAGCCUCGUCUCAGCCGGCACGGCACGCACCUCCUCCCUGUGCGACUCCGGCGCCGAGAGCGACCCGGCCGCACCCCCUUCCCCGGACUGCGUCCUCCCUACCCACAACACCACGCCCCGUUGCCGCCCCAACCUCCCCAAGCUGGACGAGGAUAAGGACCGUGAGAGCCAGGACUCCGGAUUAGACACUGCCGGCAACGCUCCGAGAGCUCUGCCGUCCGCGCCGAACGACGGUCCAUCUCAAGAGCCGUACAGCAAGUUGGCUGUCUGUGCGGCCGUCGCGGAAACGCCGGGUCUCCAGAGCCAGCUGCUCGCGAGCAGUGAGCCCUCGCUGCUCGACAUUCCGGGCGGCUCGCCGCAGCGCGUGCGGACGCCGUCAGCGCCCUACAGCAAGUUCGGCCUGGCGAGGAGCAGCGACGAAGUGAUGCUGCCGGGGCCGUACUCCGUGUGUCGGUCGCCGCCUCCGCCGUCGGCCGCAAGAAGGAGGGAGGGCGGCCCGCCAGCGAUGCCGUACUCGCAGCUCGCGCUCCGCGGCGGAGUCCCACCCUUUUUGGGGACGGGAGGCAGGGACCUGACGGUCGGGAUGAUGUUGGAGCAGCCCAGGGUCCUGCCGCACAUCAAGGACAUCUCGGCGCCCGUCCGCGCGGCGAUGCCGCCGAGCGGCUACGUAACCGUGGGGCAAGCCAUGAAGGUCCAUCCGGCGGAUUCGUCAUCCGCGGGACCCGGCUACUCGAAGCUGGGGAUCCAGCCGCCAACGAAGACCCCGCCGACGGAUUCGGGGUACGUUCCCCUUCACCACAUGGUAGGGGCACCAAACGGAUGUGGCCCGUACGUGCCACCGUACGAGGGCGUCCGGCCCGACGCUUCCUACGACGGAGAGUCGUCCUCGGACGACGUGGCCAUCGGUGCCGGCGAGAACAGCAACGACGCAUCGCUGGAGGACUUCUCGUUCUCGAGCACUUCGCCUCCCGGUGAACCCGCCGACUGUUUACUCUCGGGUGAGGGGCGCCCGUUCCCCUUGCAGACGCUCUCGCCGGUGCGUGCGGCGCCGGGUUUGGGGUACGUGUCAGCCGCAGCCGUUUUGAAGUGUCCAUUUGACGAACCGAGCGGCGGAAACAGUGCGUCCACGAACGGAUAUGCGCCGGCGCAGUCUGCUGCGAGGGGUCCGCAGCCGGCUGACGACUACGUGUCUCACAACGCAGCCAUCGGCUGGGGACGUUCCGCGUCUGGGGACAGUGCGGACGGGUCCGACGGAUCUCCGCAUCCGUCCGACGGCGCGACGAACGGUUACGUGUCGCUGCCGGUGGCGAUGGACGUCGCCAGCCCGAGGAGCGUGACGGUUGGUUACGUGCCAGGUGUGAAAACGGGUUCCUCGUCUGCUAGGGUGGACUGUUCCGUGUGAUUUCGGCCGAAGGACUAGACGGAAAGUUUUUUUCCGCGGGGCUGAACAAGCUCUGUAGUGCGGGUGUUUGGUUUUCUGUUGCGGAGACUGCUCGCACUUUGUUUGCCAAGCAUGCCGUGGCUUCAAUCGAGGGCAGGGAGAAUUCACCUUUUUUUUUUAUUCCUUGUUUUAAUUUUUUUCAGUCUAGUCAGUACAGGGAGCUUCAUUCUUGGUCGGGUCGACCGUCUCCGGGAUUUUUCGAAGCUCGUGGCACGAACAAGUUUUUUGGGUUUUUUUUUACGUUGUUUACUUGAAAGGGAGGGAGUUAGAGGGGGCGUGCACUUGUUUGUUGGAUGGGAAACGUCUGAAGUGAGUCUAGCUUUGCUCAAAGCUGGAGAUGCUUUUUUUUUUUUGACAAGAUAGCAAUUUUAGAUCAAACAGGGGUAUUUUUAGUGUUGUUGCUCUCGUUUUUCUUCCGGUAUUGAAUGCAAAGAACAGGUUGGUUUGUUGAGUGAGCGGGCAUAUCAUUCGACUCUUUCGUGCCAAAUAGACUGCGGUCUCUUCAGCGUUUUCUGUUUGCAAUGCGUAGCAGUUUUAGUUGGGUGUGAAGGAUGCUAACAGGAUUUCUUGUACGAGCCCAUUUGUGGACUCCUUGUGCACCUUGUACCCUCUGCGCGGAUUCCACAGUUUUUUCCUGGCAACCUCUCGUGGCCAACACUAGCUGUGCCUGUGUCGCGAUUGUGCAAUAUGUUUCACAAGAACGGUUUCCUCACAAACCUUAGCUUACAAAGUCGUUUGAGCAUGUUCUCGCAAAACACAACAGUCCUUUUCUCUUUUUCUUUCUUUUUUUUGUGUGAACAUCCGCACGAGUUUAAGGUCGAUCUUAGAGUACAGCCGAGAUGAAAGGAUGUAAAUUAUUUUUCAAAACAUUCUCAAACGAGUGUUGCGCGACAACUCUGUGCCGCCCCGGAAAAAACAAGAAACGCAAGAAGGGAAAUCAUCUUGUACAAACUUCUCAUCGUCCCUUCACCGUCUUGGAGGUGCCGUUUCCUUUCCAAAGGUUCAAACUAAACAUUCUAGUACAUCUGGGCGUACGCUUUGUGCGGAAUUUUGGUUGGGUGCACUCCGUAUUGCUCUCUUCAGUGUUCCGUCACACCUGAAAGAAUCCAUCUGUGAAUAAUCCAUUGCAUAUUUGGUGCAUCCUUUUGUAAGCUGUGUGUCAGGGUUGAGCGGGCUUUCGCCGGAAAACGUGGUUCGGACGAAUCAACGAUAGUUUAGACAAGUGGCUGCCCUUGCAAUGGUAUCCAUCACCGUAAGAAUGGGUCUGGGCUUUUGGUGUGUGUGUGUGUGUGCGUGUAUAUGCGUGAAGUCUGCUCCUCUAGAGAAUUGUGCCACGCAACUAUGGAGGCAAGUGGUAGCAGCUGUCAUCGCAGCAGUUUGUUCCAGUCCGUCAUGGUUCUCGGGUAGUGCGCGGAUGUAGCAAGCGCACGACAGGAACCCCGCAUAAUCCGCUCCUUUUGCCUUAGUCGUUUGCGUUAUCCCGGACGGCUCGUGUUUCACGUGUGGAGAGAGGGGACUGGACAGCGGGCUAAUUUAAAGCAAUCUUUUUGUUUUUUUUGCUCUGCAUCGGUGUACAGUUCAAAAAAGUGUAGCAAGCGGCACUUGCCUCCAGGCCCUCUCAUGUUUUGCGGAAGUCAACAUUGCGAACGAAAGUACAAAAAAAAAAAAGAAUCGACGGGGAAGGACUUUUUGCAAGAGUUACUAUUUCCGUUUUUCGUUGUCUCUUGUCGCCAGAACUUCCCCCCCCCCCCCCCCUCCACUCCCAUAUUGUGCCGGGGACUCUGCGAAGAAACGCAUAAGUCCGCAAUUGCCCGGCGCACGUUUUUUGUUUGUUGUGCGCAUAUCACGUUGUGUAUGGUCGAGGCUGUCACCUGGUACAGCUUGUGAAAGAGCAUAAUUAUAAUAUACAACUAAGGUGCCUGGCUUCCUUGCCUAGUAUUUGAGACGAACCAUGAAAUAAAAUUGUUACAUGGUAA